GGGUCUCACUGUGUCACCCAGGCUGGAGUGCAGUGGCACGAUCUCGGCUCACUGCAACCUCUGCCUCCCGGGUUCAAGCAAUUCUCCUGCCUCAGUCUGCCGAGUAGCUGGAAUUACAGGUGUGCGCCACCACGCCUGGCUAGAUUUUUUGUAUUUUUAGUAGAAACAGGGUUUCACCAUGUUGGCCAGGCUCGUCUUGAACUCCUGACCUCAGGUGAUCUGCCUGCCUCAGCCUCCCGAAAUGCUGGGAUUACAGGCAUGAGCCACAGCACCUGGCCUGGGUGCCUCAUUUUCUGUCAGUAUACAGAAGGCAAAUUCAUAGGGCUGGAUUAUUUUGAUGACCUUUCUAACUAUACAGUGUUUUCUUUGUUAAAAUAAAUAAGAGAUUUAAUUUUUCCUUAACCAAGUUAUUUUGGUUGUUAAAUAUGAAGACCAAUGGUGUGAAUCCUUAAAUCAGGAAUAUGUGUGAUUCUUUAGUAUUAAGAUAUCUGCAAUACAUGGAAUUAUAAUCUCACUUUCAAUAAUAAUUUAGUAAACAGUUAUAAAUCUACUAUAUGCUAGGCAUUAAAAUUUUUUAAAAACUUAGUAGAACAGAAAUUUUGUUUUCUAAAGGUAUGAGAUAUUGUUGAGAAAAACAUUAUGUAAACAAGUAAUUUUAAUGACAUAAUAGUAAUAACAAUGAAAGUACGGACGUGAGAGCCAUUAGUUCUACUUUAAGAUGUCAGGGAAGACCUGGAGAGGUGACAUUUGAGCUGAAUCUCAAGGAAACAGUUCAAUAUUGUCAGAUGUGUAUGGUAGAGGGAUACCACACAAGAGGUACCAAAGUCAUUCAGCAAAAAUCUUUGAGCUUCUACUGUGUGUCAGAGAAUGUUUUAGGCAGCUGAACAAAACAAAACAGUUGUCUAGUUGUUCUAGACAAAUGAACAAAACAAAUGACUUUUUUUCUGCCACUUUCAGUGAAACAUGUAAAGGCAUGGAAGUGAGGUAAAUAAUACAGAAUGGCUGAGUCGAGAGGAGUCUGGGGGUACCUGACAAGAAAAAAGCAGAAGCCCCAUCACACCAGGAAGUUUGAAUGUAAUCCUGUAGGCUACUGAUGUCCAAUCCCAGAGCUCCAGAGAUACUGGUGUGUCAUGAAGUUAUGACAAAGGAAUUAGCAAUCCAUGCUUAGAUAUUAAGCAUGCAUUGCCUGUGGAUUUUAAUAAAAUGUCUUUUACACCUAUUUUUACACUACUUUUCAAUUUUUUGUAGUUAUUUUGAGUAAUAGAAACUCAUUUAAACAUAUGAAUUCAUAAUACCUUUUUUGACAAUUUUUAUUUCCUCAAUCGUGUGGUACUGUCACUGUAACUACUUUUAAGUAAUCAUCAAAAUGGUUAAUUUUUAAAAGAGGUCCUAAAAUAUUCAGCCUGGCAUCUCCUGCUGGUGUUGAACCUGUUAAAACUUCUAGAGCUACCAUCUAAAACUUCAGUUAAUAUUUGACGAGCUCCAUCUAAGUGCCAAGCACUGCUCUACCCACUAGGAUUACAAACAUUAAUAUAAAACAAGGUCCAUGUCCUCAGGGAACUUACAGUCGUAAUGAACUAGAGUCUAGAUUAAAAAUAAAUAAGACUGAAGUAAGCAUGGAGAAAAGGGUGUAGAUUCAGGAUAUGUUAAGGAGGUAGUAACUCUUAAUCAGUGAGAAUCUCUCACUGAAAGCAGACUACUAGAAUAGAAGCAAAGACCAGAUUCUUAGGAAAAGAGCUAAUGUUUUGCUAAUACAGGGGGAAGAAAGCUCUAUAUUUUAUUAAGAAUAUUGUUUUCUCCUAGUAAAAAGCCUAAUCAAUCUCCAGAGAACAAGGAUAUUAAUAAUUUAUGGAUCUGUGAACAUGCCUCUACUGCUUGAUUUUUCUCUGCCUGGUAAUAAGGUAUAAACCUGUGAAAUAAUCUUAAGUCAAACCAUGAAAAUAUGUAAUGUAAAUGAUGUAAAAAAUUCAUCUGGAUCUGACACCUUCACAAUGAUGUUGCAGAACAGUCAUUCUCUAUGUUGAUCUCUGUACCUUCAGCCCAGCAAGCUUACUUCUCUUACUUCUUUCAGAUUUCAGCCUUCUUUCCUACACACACACACACACACACACAUACACACACACACUUCCUUUCUUUCCUCGCAAAGAAAGACAGCUAUUGACUAGAAGCCCAGAAUUGCCCCCAAGUUCCGACCACCAGCUCGAAUUCUUAUGAAGUGGACUUGUAAUAUCCUUAAUGUUGCUGUUGGCAGUCAGUUACAGAUUCCAUUAUUGUCGAUCAGUGCAGUCGCCAUGCGAGGUGGGGGGAGGAAUGGAGGAGGAGAAGAAAGGAGGGAUGAGAGCUUCCUAUUCACAGAUUUAUCAACCUGCCUUUUCUUGCAGGAAAUCUUCGUAAAGGGGGCUGUUGAAAUAGCUAAAGCAGGAAGGGGAAGGGGGCUGCAGUUCUUGCGGAGGACUGAAAGGAAAUUUGAAAACCUUUCCCCUCAAAACAAAACAAAAUGCUGAAUUUGUUCUUUUGUCUUUGUUUUUGUUUGAUAUGCUUUACUUAACUGAUUAGCUAUUGUGCUGUCUGGUUAUCUAAGCUGCUUCCAGUGUAGGAACCUGUUUCUUUUUCUUUGAGUGUCUUUAUUCUUUAUUUACGUAUGAUUUUUCCUGUCAUUAAACACACUUCAUUAUUCAGUGUUAUCCUGGCUUUUUCUUUCAGACUAAAGCCUAACACCAAGAGACAGAAGGACAAAUCUCCCUUCUCUUCUCUUAUACCACCCUCUUUUAACCCUAUUUCUUUCCCCCUCCCCCUGGUUGUAUUAGAUUGAUGUCACAGAGACAGAAUUCAGAGUGGAGGGAGGAUCACAUUUUCUCUUUCAUCAUUACUGCCUAGCCAGCAAUUUAAGUGUUGGACCCCCAAGAAUUUAGUCUCUGUAUCCUUUUUUUCUCACUUCAUCAUUCAGUAAUUGUGCUCUGUAUGGAAAAGUUUUCUGGCUGGAGAAUGAGUCUCCUUUCCCCCGGUGAUGUGGCGGAGUGGUUGGAUAGUAGCACCGAAGAAGAGAAGAGCCUUCUGUCAUUUCUGGAGGUACCAGCAGAAAGGUCCCCUCGUAGACGGAGUAUCUCAGGGACCAGUACAUCAGAGAAACCCAACUCCAUGGACACUGCAAAUACCUCACCCUUCAAAGUACCAGGAUUCUUCAGCAAGCGCCUGAAAGGCUCCAUCAAGAGGACCAAAAGCCAGUCAAAGCUUGACAGAAACACGAGCUUUCGGCUUCCAUCCCUUCGCAGUACAGAUGACAGGUCUCGUGGGCUGCCUAAACUAAAAGAGUCACGUUCCCACGAAUCCUUGCUGAGCCCGUGCAGCGCAGUGGAAUGUCUGGAUCUUGGUAGAGGGGAACCUGUAUCAGUGAAACCACUUCAUAGUAGCAUCCUUGGACAAGACUUCUGCUUUGAGGUUACCUACUUAAGUGGAAGUAAAUGCUUCAGCUGUAACUCUGCUUCUGAGAGAGAUAAGUGGAUGGAAAACCUUCGCAGGACAGUUCAACCUAAUAAGGACAAUUGCAGGCGAGCUGAAAAUGUUCUUCGUUUAUGGAUCAUUGAAGCCAAGGACCUUGCCCCUAAAAAAAAAUAUUUCUGCGAACUGUGCCUUGAUGAUACCCUCUUUGCUCGUACAACCAGCAAGACCAAAGCAGACAAUAUUUUCUGGGGCGAACAUUUUGAAUUCUUCAGCCUUCCACCUCUUCAUAGUAUCACAGUUCACAUUUACAAGGAUGUGGAAAAAAAGAAGAAAAAGGACAAGAAUAAUUAUGUAGGGCUAGUCAACAUCCCCACUGCCAGUGUGACUGGUCGCCAAUUUGUAGAAAAGUGGUAUCCAGUGAGUACACCUACACCCAACAAAGGAAAGACAGGAGGACCUUCUAUUCGGAUUAAAUCACGUUUCCAAACUAUCACCAUUCUGCCUAUGGAGCAAUACAAAGAAUUUGCAGAAUUUGUCACCAGCAACUACACCAUGCUCUGUUCUGUCCUUGAGCCAGUAAUUAGUGUGAGAAAUAAAGAAGAGUUGGCUUGUGCCUUAGUGCACAUUCUUCAAAGUACUGGCAGAGCCAAGGAUUUUCUGACUGACUUGGUGAUGUCUGAGGUGGAUCGUUGUGGAGAGCAUGAUGUCUUGAUCUUCAGAGAGAACACUAUUGCCACCAAAUCCAUUGAGGAAUACCUCAAGUUGGUGGGACAACAGUAUCUUCAUGACGCACUGGGGGAAUUUAUCAAAGCUUUGUAUGAGUCCGAUGAGAACUGUGAAGUGGAUCCCAGCAAAUGUUCAUCUAGUGAACUGAUAGACCAUCAGAGCAACCUGAAAAUGUGCUGUGAGCUGGCUUUCUGCAAGAUCAUCAACUCUUACUGUGUUUUCCCUCGUGAGUUGAAAGAAGUGUUUGCAUCAUGGAAGCAGCAGUGCCUGAACCGUGGCAAGCAAGACAUCAGUGAGAGGCUCAUCAGUGCCUCAUUAUUUCUCCGUUUUCUGUGUCCAGCCAUUAUGUCUCCCAGUCUUUUCAACCUUAUGCAGGAGUAUCCUGAUGACCGCACAUCUCGGACUCUAACUCUUAUUGCCAAGGUCAUUCAGAACCUGGCCAACUUUGCCAAGUUUGGUAACAAAGAGGAAUACAUGGCAUUCAUGAAUGAUUUUUUAGAACAUGAAUGGGGUGGAAUGAAGCGCUUUCUUUUGGAGAUCUCUAAUCCAGACACCAUCUCAAACACCCCAGGCUUUGAUGGUUACAUUGAUCUGGGCCGAGAGCUUUCAGUUUUGCAUUCCUUACUGUGGGAAGUAGUUUCCCAACUUGAUAAGGGUGAAAAUUCCUUCCUACAGGCAACCGUGGCAAAAUUGGGGCCUCUCCCUCGUGUUCUUGCUGAUAUUACCAAGUCAUUGACUAAUCCUACGCCAAUACAACAGCAACUAAGACGCUUCACUGAACAUAACUCCAGUCCAAAUGUCAGUGGAAGCCUCUCCUCUGGGCUGCAGAAAAUAUUUGAAGACCCCACUGACAGUGAUUUGCAUAAACUAAAAUCUCCAAGCCAGGACAACACAGACGGCUACUUCAGAGGGAAAACAUUAUUGCUGGUUCAGCAAGCCUCCUCUCAGAGCAUGACUUAUUCUGAAAAGGAUGAAAGGGAAAGUAGCCUUCCUAAUGGUCGGAGCGUCUCCCUCAUGGACCUCCAGGACACUCAUGCUGCUCAAGUGGAGCAUGCAUCUGUCAUGCUUGACGUGCCUAUACGCUUGACCGGAAGCCAGCUUUCCAUAACCCAGGUGGCCAGCAUCAAACAGCUGCGGGAAACCCAGAGCACUCCCCAAAGUGCACCCCAAGUGAGAAGGCCCCUGCACCCAGCCUUGAACCAGCCAGGUGGCCUUCAGCCCUUGUCGUUCCAGAACCCUGUCUAUCACCUCAAUAACCCAAUUCCAGCAAUGCCAAAGGCCUCUAUAGAUUCCAGUUUGGAGAACCUAAGCACUGCUAGUUCCAGAAGCCAAAGUAACAGUGAAGACUUCAAGCUCAGUGGACCCAGCAAUAGCAGCAUGGAAGAUUUCACUAAACGUAGCACUCAGAGUGAGGACUUCUCCAGGCGGCACACUGUGCCAGACAGACACAUACCUCUUGCUUUGCCACGACAAAAUAGUACUGGGCAGGCCCAGAUCCGCAAAGUGGACCAGGGUGGGUUAGGUGCCCGAGCCAAAGCCCCACCAUCCCUGCCACACAGUGCUUCCUUACGUAGCACUGGGAGCAUGUCAGUGGCAUCCGCAGCCCUGGUGGCCGAACCUGUACAGAAUGGGAGCCGGUCCCGGCAGCAAUCCUCUUCCUCCAGAGAGAGCCCCGUUCCCAAAGUGAGAGCAAUCCAGAGACAACAGACACAGCAGGUUCAGUCACCUGUGGACUCUGCCACAAUGUCCCCAGUAGAGAGGACAGCAGCCUGGGUUCUGAACAAUGGGCAGUAUGAAGAGGAUGUGGAAGAAACUGAGCAAAAUCAAGAUGAAGCCAAGCAUGCUGAGAAGUAUGAACAAGAAAUUACUAAACUGAAGGAGCGCCUGAGAGUGUCCAGCCGGCGACUGGAGGAAUAUGAACGCCGCUUGCUGGUGCAGGAGCAGCAGAUGCAGAAGCUGCUGCUGGAAUACAAGGCCCGACUGGAGGACAGCGAGGAGCGGCUCCGAAGACAGCAGGAAGAAAAAGAUAGCCAGAUGAAAAGCAUCAUCAGCAGGCUAAUGGCUGUGGAAGAGGAACUGAAGAAGGAUCAUGCGGAGAUGCAAGCAGUUAUUGAUGCAAAGCAGAAAAUAAUUGAUGCACAGGAAAAACGGAUCGUGUCCCUGGAUUCAGCCAACACCAGAUUGAUGAGCGCGCUGACCCAAGUGAAGGAGCGGUACAGCAUGCAGGUCCGCAAUGGCAUCUCCCCCACCAACCCCACCAAGCUUUCCAUCACGGAGAAUGGUGAAUUCAAAAACAGCAGCUGCUGACGGGCUUUGUGAAUAGACAGGCUGUGGAAGGAGACAGAAGGAAAAUUGACCCACUCUCCUAUCCCCAGACCUUUACCUAGCCCCUCCAGGUUUACAGAAAGUUGCUACUUCACAAUGGCAAUGUGGUGAGAAACUCUUGAAUGAAGAAAGGAACCUUGUCUUUCAGGGCAUAAGGCAGCGACUUCCAAGGUCAAUGCUUUUCCCCCACAUCUCUAUGUACAUAGGGAACUUAGUUCUGGGCCAUGUACAGAAAAUAUCACUGUAAUAUACCAAAAGGAAGUUAAUAAUGUAGAUUACCUUUUUGAUUAUUGCUAUUUUUAUUAUUGUUUUCCUCUUGUUGAAAGCACUGCAGUUGUUAGAGGAAGUAAAGUAGGAACUGUUGUGUGAGCGAGACAUGAGCCUGUAGGUUCAGUAGGUAGAGACCAAGCAUCUAUCUGAUAGAAGCACAUGGAGUGCAAUAGGACAUUGUGAGAAGGAAUUUUUCAGGGAUUCAUCUACUAGUUUAAAAACCCCACUCUGGCCCCCUUGUCCUUUCAGAAAACAUGCAAAUAUCAAGAUCCAUACAAAACAAUAAUUUAUUCCACUGAUCAACCAAGACUGGUUCUGGUUGGACAGCUAAUCUGAUUUGGGGAUUCACUGUUUCAGCGGACACAGACAAAAGCUGUUGCAUCAAAACUGGACUUUAGGAGUAAUUUCUAUUGAACUCCUGUCAAUAUGUUUAUUUCCUCUGUCUACAGCAGAUGGGAAUCUUCUCUUUUAGAUAGGGGCUUUUUUUUUUAACCCCAAUUGUAAUAAAGGGUGUUCUUUUUCCUCUUUAGAGUUUACAAAACUAUAAAUAUUUGUGUCUCCACAUACCAUCUUCAUCUUCACACAUUCACUGCGCUUUCCUCCCCAUAGUGGGAGCUGUCAUCACUAACAGGGUUUACUCUCCCCUGGAGAGGUUAUUUAAAUAGCUGUCCAUAAGCCAUCCAGAUCAACACCCUUUCUUCCAUACAGAAAAGGGCUAACCAUACCAUAGCUGGAAUCUCUGAAUAUUUCCUAUUAAAAAUUUUUUCUGUGUGUUGUUUUAAUUUUUGUUUGGGAUAAAGACUUUAUCCAUUGUACUAGCAAAUCUAUGGGGGGUAAUUUUAUCUCCAUCUUUAACUUUUAAAGUACUUCUUCCCCUUAUCCCCUCAGUAAAGAAAGGAAAUCCAAAUUUGAAGCAUCACUCUCUUAAAAGAAAAAAGAAAAAGGAAAAAAUGGAAAGUGUCAGGAUGGCACAUUCCAAUUAUUAUUCCCAUGCUCAUAGAUCUGACAAUAAUGACCCAAUUUCAACACUUGUCAUCCAUAGCCUUAUUAUUAUAGAACAGAAAAAGUCGUGGAAACGAAUUCAUUUCCUUUUUUCCAGAGGUGUGCAAUGUCAUCUUGAAUGCAACCUUGAUUACCAGAAGUAUGGAAGGUUACAUGUUAAACAGACAUUAUAUAUACAAAUAUAUAUAUACAUAUAUAUUCACACAUAUGUACAUAUAACUGCACAAAUAGGAAAAGUUCAUGCCUUCUAUGCUGUUCAGAUAUAAUGUUAAAAGGGUCUCGAACCUCUUUAAGCAAGAUCUAAGUAGUUGUUUUAUAUUGAGAAAGCAACAAUGUUUCUCGAAUAAGUUGAUGUUGAUUUUAAAUUAUAAGCUUUAAAGAAUUUUUUUUCUAGAAAAAGGGGAUGGAAAAAAAAGGACCUGAGGGAGCCAUAUGCAUCAAGUGAGUGUUUCUCCAUAACGGAAUAUUUAUAAGAGAACAUGUAUAGUGCCCUCUUUUGAGUGAUGCCGACAGACACCAAGCCCUCCUUUUCACUAAGUCCCAGGCUUGUAUUCCAGCCUCUUGAGCUCUGCCCUCUCUCAGGUGGAUCUUUGUGUUGGACCUUACGUUUCUGCAACCUCACCAUGGCCACAUAACCCACAACCUUUUAAAACAGUUUCUUUCAUAGCAAUCCCUGUUUCUGCCAGACAGAGAUGUAAAAUGGGAGUUUCUCACUGUGUUUAUCUGAUCUGCACACUUUAUAUCCAGCUGUUUUGGCACUUUUACGUUUUCGUCACCUUUGGUAUUUGUUUUGCAAAUUCUUAUACCUUCUCUCCAAGCGGAGGGCACACUGUGGUCAAAAUCAUUUAUUUUAUUAGGAAAAAGAGGUAACUGUUCCAAAGUGUAGUGUCCUUUGUUGAAGGAGGAGGGAUGUAAGCAUAGAUUUGUUCUUGUUUCUGGCUAUUCUCAGCUCAAGCCAUGUUUAAUUCAUUCUUUGUAAAAGCCUUCAAUUGUGCCACAGAAAACCUGGUAAGAGAAUUGUCAGUUUCAUUGGCCUUAAGUAUGUAAUGUGGGUGAUGUCUUGCCAUUGAGGUUUGGAAGCUCUUAAGUGCCAAUUAUGGAUUACAGAGGGCUGAUAAAAUUACUUACAUUGGGAAUUGAGAGAAGCCCAAAAAAAUCAAAUGUGCUUUUGAUGGAUAGAAUGUAUCUUAUUAGCAUUAUGGGAGCUCCUUAGAGGGCUGUCUUCACUGGAAGACUUAAUGCCCAAAACAUUUGGACAGAUUAUGCAGCCUUGUACUACCAGGUUAUCUUGAAUGAAGAAGAAAUAGUAAAAAAUAAUAAUAAUAGAGCAUUACAAGUGAGCUAAAAGUUCACAGUUGCUGAUAGAUGUUAAAUGUUAAGUUAUCCUGUGAGCCUACUCCUGUCCAAACAUUUCUCUCGAGAAUGCUGCAGUCUGUAGAACUUACUCUGAAGGAUUUUUUAAGAAGAGAAGCCACCCACAGAUGAUAAUUUUUAUGGAGAUGUUUCUUAAUUGGCUUUCCCUCAGUUCAAGUAGGUAAAUAACUUUGUUUGCUGGGAGGAGGUACAUGGCUGAAGAGAGGCAAAUAGAUUAAGAUAGCAAUGUCUUGCACUUCCUGUUUCCCUCAAAACAACACCACAUUGUGGGGCGCAAGAUAGAUCCGGGUUGAGUGGAAUUUGGAAUUCAGGUGAAGUGCUUGUAAAGUGCAUGUCUAGCUGACAACAGACUUGACCAUUAAUGAGGACAGUGUUGGUAGGAGUCAGAAAAGAGCUUCAUAUUCCCCUUUUAUAUUACUGAAGCAAUAAGCAAUCUGAGCUAAAGCAGCAAAAAGAGUCACAUUUCCAUCAGGUCAUCAUAUUCCCUGAGUCUCUGCAGUAAAAGUCAUGUCAGAGGGGAGAUUAUAACUACGUAACUAUAACAAGCACUUGAGCACUUACCAUGUUCAAGCACUAUCACCAAGGUACUGUUCGGGUUUAUGGCAGUCUAACCGUAAGAAAAAUGUGGUAAAAUGAGGUAAUCAUGCUGCUAUAGCUUUUUGCUUUUUUUCAUAUAGUAUCAAGUUGGUCAGAAUUAGCUUUCUCUGACUGGUCUGCUUCUGUGUUUCUCUGAUGGUGUUAAGAUUAUGAAAGAAAAAGAAAGAUUACCUAAGACUGCUACAAGCAUUAACUGUAUGCCCUUAAGAAUGAGCUUGACUUUGGAAGUAAAGCUUUUCAGAUCUUAGUCUACCCAGGGCCUUUGUUGAUGAGUCUGUGGUUCUGUAGACCCCUGGCUUUCACUGUGUUCUCAGAGGUACACCAGACUGAGAGCAGAGUUCUUCUUUGGAAGUCCCAGAGCAAAAUAACUGCCAUCAAGUGAGUUUGCAUUUGUCUUUGUUUCCCCUUCCAUAGAGGGUUAGUUUUAGUUACCUUUAGCUUGGAGUUCCUGAGAAGGCUGGUUAUAGGACUGAGCGUGGGAAAGGAACCUUCUUCAGGAUUACCUCAGUCCCAUCAGUCUACCCCAUUGUGACGCUGACCCUGACACACGCUUGGCACCAGACUAGACUUGUCACAGGGCCAAACCCAAAAGCCACAUGCCAUAGCUUCACUGCAUUUUCAGCUACACCUUUGGAGGCCACCUUCUCCUAUCAACUGUGGAAAGCCAAAAGGGCUCCCUUCUCCAUUCUCCUUCCCUUUUUCAAGUGUAAUAGUGAAAUCUCCUGCUUACCCCAGCAGUAAAUAGUUGCCUUCCUACCCCUUACCUGGGGGCCGAUAAUUUGAGAUACUUUGUUUUUUCAAUACGUCAGUUGAAGGAUUUAGUUUCUUAAAAGCAAGAAAUGUUGGAGUGUUGAAUUUUUAAAUAGAAUCUCUUUUCAUGUUUGAAUGAUUGUUAUUAGUUCUAGAAGCAUUCUCAUUGUCAUGGCCCAAUUAUGUAUACUCUUGGGUUUAGGAAGGACAAAAGUGAUGAAAUUUGCAUGAGAUAGAAUAAAUAUCUUAGGAAGAGUGAAAGAACCUGAGGAAGAGACAUGACCCAUAAGGGAAUGAAUGCAUAAGCAGUCUUCUCAGUAGCCCAGAGUUUCCAGGAAACAGGAAUAUUUAUAUCCCUUGCCCACUCUUAAAAUACAUAGAUACGUAAAAAGGCAGCCUCUGUAGGCAACACAUGCACACACCCACACAAAACACAAUUCCUGGGGCUUCCUUUUUCUGAAUGUUAAUCCAUUUUAUUGAGCAGUGAUUCCCAAACUUUGAGAUUUUCAGAUUUUAUGCUCUCGUUUGUUAGAUUUUAUGACAUUCUAUCAUCCUAAAAAAUGUACUAUAUGUGUUAUAUGUAUAUAUAAGUUAAAGCAACUUGAAAUUGACUUGGUUUGGCAUUGUCUCAAGAACCCUAGAUAUCAUUAUUGAUACCAUGGGGAAUCAUAGAAAUAAAGUUGAAUAUCACUGAUCUGAGAGUAGGAUCCAGAAAUAAGUAGUUUCAGUUCCUGAUCAGUUAAGCCUCAAGUGUUUGAGUAACCAACACAGCAAGACUUGGGAAAUGCAGUGAGCACCCAAGGAAAGGAAAGUGUUAGUCUUUGCCUGCAUUUCAGCAUGCAUUUUCAUUUCCUACUCAGUUGCUAUCUUCCACUUAAAUACCCUCAUUUGACCCUAGGAAGUUUUUUGGUUUUUUUUUUUUAGUUUGAGACUUAAAACCAGAUUAUUUGUUAUUGUAGAGAGAUUUCCACAGAAGUUGUGUUUUAGGGACCUCUAUCAUCUUUGUGGGGGUACAGAUAUUUAUGUGUAAAUAUCAUUUUAUGUGAUUUCCAAAUUUUCAAGGGGAACAUUUCAAUUCCCAGUUCAACAAAAGGUUGAAUACUAAUUGACUCAAUGACCACCUUCAGAAAAGUUAAAUAGUAAAUUAGGUUAAAUUUUGACUGGUGCUUAGACAUUUUCUAGUUAUAUUACCUUAAGCAGACAGCAGCACAUUAACCUGAGUUACACCUGUGAGGAAAUGACCUUCUAAAUUCAAUUUUGUUUUUCAUCUCCAGGGCCUUAAUAAGAGUGUGUUAACACACGACUAUUUUACAACGAUAGCUCUAAAUAAUUUAUUUUUUAUUUCAAGAAAGAGAAAUACACCUUAGAAAAACAAAACCCAAGAUUUUAUUUUAUUUUUAAAGCCAUAUUUUUGUGCUAGUAGCAUUUAGAUUAUUCCAUAUGUGAGAUCCGUAUCAGCAUUUCAUUACCUGGGUUUGUUCUAAAGAAGAUUUAUUUUUGUUCUGUGAAUAAUUUUUGACAGUUCUUGUACAUGUACAGAUAUAGAUACGUUUGAGGUCUUUUAUUGAUAUUCCUACAAAGAAUACAAAUAAACUUUAACUUUAAACAUUUCAGACUAAA
Messenger RNA from Pongo pygmaeus (Bornean orangutan), 12105 nucleotides. It is a transcript of the gene RASAL2, whose product is annotated as RAS protein activator like 2. Bases 2962 to 6474 code for a protein of 1170 amino acids. The record is from RefSeq and is a predicted model, not a curated record. Gene Ontology annotation, biological process: regulation of GTPase activity. The transcript is spliced from 16 exons. Lineage: Eukaryota; Metazoa; Chordata; Mammalia; Primates; Hominidae.